Molecule: messenger RNA, 1236 nt
Organism: Suillus bovinus
Lineage: Eukaryota; Fungi; Basidiomycota; Agaricomycetes; Boletales; Suillaceae
Exons: 7
Coding region: 1-1236 (411 amino acids)
Source: RefSeq, a predicted model, not a curated record
AUGCUCCCCAUUACCGAAUUCCAGUUUGCGUUCUGCGGGAUCGCAACCUUUGCGGCCACCUUCGGUUACGCAUGUGCUCGUAGAGCCUCCUCCCUGAGCGCUCAACCAAGCCGCGUCGAUGUCGAACCCGAGGAGAAGUCUCUCAAACGUAAGCUCGAUGAAUCAGAUGCCGAAUCCGAGGAAGAGCAGGAGAGACCCGUCAAAAGGAGCAGAACGCCUCCCAACGACCACGAGGAGGAAGAGUGGGAAGUUGUCAUCCCACCUCCUUCAUAUCAAGAGGCCCAGAACGCGGCACCCCAUCCUGAACCACUUGUUCGACAAGAAGUGUCCACAAUUUCUCAAGUUGGGAUCGCGCAAGUCGAAGAAGUUGCUCCAAGCGUUGAUGAGCCGGCUCCAGAAGCACAUAUUCCAUCGGCUAUCGUUGUUAACGAAAAUGUUCAGCCAGUCGAACCACAGGAGGCUGAGUCACAAACCAAGCAUCCCGAGUAUCAGUCACAAUCAUUGAGGACCAAUGAGCCCAGUGAGCCUCGCCCCGUUACGCCGCUGCCGCCGGCUUCCAAAUCAGUCACACUUGGGCCGAACAUCACUGCAUUCUCAUCUUUCGCAAACACCAAAUCUCCUUUCACCAAGUAUUCCAACACUCCCUUCCCGUCAUCUACAUCAGCGUUCGCACCUGCUUGGAGAUGCGGCGAAUCUCGUACUCCAAACUUUCCUGUUGAUAAUGCACAUGUGCCGUGCCCGAAUGAUAAUGCGCUCUCGCCCUCUCCAAACGAAGUUGCUGAGACAUCUUCAGCUGGUGCUCUAGGUGACCGUGCACAGGCAUCCACAUCAUCAAAAGUAUCAUCACUUGUAACCGGCGAGGAAGAUGAAUCCGUCUCCUCCGAGCUCAAAGGUGUCAAAAUUUUCAUAAAGCGCGGACGCAAAGAGUUUACGAAUGGUAACUUUGGGCAUAUCAAAGUCCUGACGCAGAACGAACGCACACGCUUGCUAUUCAGACGGGACCCCCUGGGCCAGGUGUCGAUGAAUGUAGCCUUGCGGUCUGCGGUGCGGUGCCAUUAUGAUACAGGGGAAAAUAUUCUCCGAGUCGUACUGAUGGAGCAGGUCGCUGUUGAGGGAAAGGAACCGAAAGAUGAGGUUGUGAUUUAUGCCCUCAAGCCGGGGCGUGCAUCGAAGGCCGACUUUAAGGUUUUUGCUGAAACGCUCUGCGCAAACGAGUCUCUCAAGGCGGCGAUAUAA